AUGGUAGAGGAGCUGGAGAAGGAGAAAAAACGAAAGGGCCUUCGAUUUGUUUCACGCAAAUCGUCGCGAAAAACAUUUGGGAAGUGGAAAAAAUUGAACAACAUGGAUAAUUCUGAUAAAAUCAAUGAGACGCAUCGAGAGGAGGUUAUUGCUAUUGAUGUGAAUCCUUCUUUGGAUGGGAUACCUCUUCCUGCUUUUUUCCGUUAUUCAAUCGACUACGUUGAAGCUCAUGGGAUAAUGCAAGAAGGCAUUUACCGUGUGUCUAGUCCUAAAUCACGCCUUGAUGAACUUGAGAAGAAAGCCAAUGAAGGUGUGCAAUUGGAUUUUUGCGACGGACAUGAGGCUGCUGGUUUAAUUAAGAGGUUUUUACGACAACUUCCUUCACCUUUGUUAUCGUGCGACUUCGAAAUGCUUGUUAGGAGUUGCUUUUGUGAUUGGAGAGGAGUUUGUCAAUGCGUAGUUCUUACUAAGGUAAUCAUUCUUAGUAGUGUGCCGUUUAUGUUUGGGUCCAAAAACAAAAUGGGAAUCCAUGCCCUUGGGCUACUUUUUCAAACAGUUAUGGACAUGAGCCGUCAGCUCGUAUGUUACUUGAUUUCGAACGGUAGCAGUUGGCUUUCUAAGGGACAACGAAAGGUUUGUUCAUACCUACAAAUCAACAAUUCUUACGUGAUUCUCUGCUUUUUAAUAGUUCGAAGAUACUUAAGACCGGAUAGGAAUGAUUUCAUGUUUCUUUCUCAGUUUUGGUUAAGGAGGUUGAACUUGAUCUUUCAAGACUUUGAGUUAGGAGAAAUUCGCCGAGUCCACAGCUUUCCUUUUUAA
Messenger RNA from Angiostrongylus costaricensis, 819 nucleotides. The record is from the annotation of a GenBank genome assembly. NCBI's taxonomy places the organism in Eukaryota, Metazoa, Nematoda, Chromadorea, Rhabditida, Metastrongylidae.